Aspergillus uvarum CBS 121591 is the source of this 1413-nucleotide messenger RNA. Its product is annotated as Zn(II)2Cys6 transcription factor domain-containing protein. The record is from RefSeq and is a predicted model, not a curated record. The coding region runs from base 1 to 1401 and encodes 466 amino acids. Gene Ontology annotation, biological process: regulation of transcription by RNA polymerase II. NCBI's taxonomy places the organism in Eukaryota, Fungi, Ascomycota, Eurotiomycetes, Eurotiales, Aspergillaceae. The transcript has 2 exons. Gene Ontology annotation, molecular function: zinc ion binding; DNA-binding transcription factor activity, RNA polymerase II-specific.
AUGGCCCCGUCAAUUACACCCUAUACGCAAACGCAUGCGCGAAAAACCCAUCGAAAGUCUCGCUUUGGGUGCCGCAACUGUAAGCGGCGCAGGAUCAAGUGCGACGAGAUAAAACCACAUUGUACCAAUUGCAUACGUCACGCAAUUGAUUGCGAUUACAGCUCACAGCGCAGAAUUUCCAGCAGCUCGCCGACCGAAACUAGUUCCUCUAACUCGUCUGUCUCAGAUAGAGCCGAUGGUGACUACACCUACAUCUCAUCCACCCCUACGAACUUUAAGCCCCCAACGCGAGCCCAUGGCCCUUCACGCACCUCGGCACCUCAGCCCCACCAAUCUGCCCACCCCUCGCAUGAAAUUGCGAAGAGGCCAUUCGAAUUUACAGCUACCGACAUGGCCCUCUUCCAUCAUUUUCUAACUUCCAAAGAUUUAACCGCAGUCCAACCCCGCGCUCAACAGCAACUCUGCCGACUCGGUUUCUCCCACCAUUAUGUUCUGCGCCUUCUGCUAGCCUUCGCCGGAUUCCAUCUCGUGCGGAAAUCAGCAGGCGAUCCAAUGGUCCAGUAUAUGGGCACGGCGAAGGACUACUUUGCUGAGGCCGAACGUCACUUGGAGACAGCGGUGCAGGAGGUCGCGGCCCUGGUCCCGCAAGUCCAUCCCGACAAUGCGCCCGCGAUGUACGCGUCCGCGAUCUUCAUCUUCAUCUCCUCCCUGGCUAAGGGCCCGCAACCGGGCGAGUACCUGGCCUUCCGGGAUGAUGGCGGGUCUGGAUACUUGGGGCUGUUUCUAGGUGUCCGCUCAAUCCUAGAGCUUUGCCAAAACGACAUCCCGACCGAUGUUUUCGCCAUUUCUGGGGACGAAAGCCAUACCUCGGAUACAUCCGAUGGCGACCUGGCAAGCCAGGACGCUGCUAUUCUCGCAGAAUCUCAGAACUACGAACGCCAUUUCAACUCGCUGCGCCAGCUGCUGUCCAUUUAUGUGCCUGACCCUGACCCUCGCUCUCCCAGCUAUUACCGCAUGUUGAACCACCUUCACUACUGUCUUUCUGCUGUCUUAGGUCCCGGUCCCCGUUUACCCGGGAUGUCUCUGUUUCCGCAUGUUUUCGCAUGGCUAUACCAGUUACCAGAUGAUUUAGUGCAUGAUCUACAGAAGAGAGAACCGGUCGCUCUCAUCCUCUUCUCGUUCUUUUCAGUUCUGUUACACCAGCUGGAUGCCGUCUGGUUCAUCCACGACUGGUCGCAGCAUAUUGUCAGAGGCGUUUGCUCUAAGCUCGAUCCUGCGUUCCGGCCGUUCAUGCAAUGGCCACUCAACCAGGUGGGGCUCGGUGAUCUGGAACAGGUCUUGUGUACAGGGACCGAACUUGCUGCUUAUUGUAGUACGCCAGUCGGUCUUGAAGAAUUUUAGCGAUGAGAUCGG